Nerophis ophidion (straightnose pipefish) is the source of this 4618-nucleotide messenger RNA. It is a transcript of the gene arfgap1, whose product is annotated as ADP-ribosylation factor GTPase activating protein 1. The transcript has 13 exons. Gene Ontology annotation, molecular function: GTPase activator activity. Gene Ontology annotation, biological process: regulation of endocytosis; regulation of ARF protein signal transduction. Bases 223 to 1470 code for a protein of 415 amino acids. The record is from RefSeq and is a predicted model, not a curated record. NCBI's taxonomy places the organism in Eukaryota, Metazoa, Chordata, Actinopteri, Syngnathiformes, Syngnathidae. Gene Ontology annotation, cellular component: Golgi membrane.
GGUGCCCACGUAUGCAAACAGGAACAUGGCUGCCGGUGUUUGACACAGCACUGCAGUCCAUUUAUUCUUCAUUUCUCUCGGCCCUCCGAACACUCUCCUCCAGUCCAAACGUACGUUUCCAGCGAAAAAAACAAAAUCAUCUGUGGACUUGUUAUCCGCUCGCUCUCUGAAACGCACGUUUAGUUUUAAUUCCCGGGGGAGCCACGUAAACAGUGAGUCAACAUGGCGAGUCCGAGGACCAGAAGAGUUUUGAAGGAAGUUAGAACCCAAGAAGAAAAUAAUCUGUGCUUUGAGUGCGGGGCCUUCAACCCCCAGUGGGUAAGCGUGACCUACGGGAUCUGGAUCUGUCUGGAAUGCUCUGGAAAACACAGGGGCCUGGGAGUUCAUCUCAGUUUUGUGCGUUCGGUCACCAUGGACAAGUGGAAAGAUAUUGAGCUGGAGAAAAUGAAAGCAGGCGGGAAUGGCAAAUUCCAUUUGUUUCUGGAACUCCAAGACGAUUACAAUCCCAACUGGACCUUGCAGGAGAAGUAUAACAGCCGAGCUGCCGCGCUCUUCAGAGACAAGGUUGCAACUUUAGCAGAAGGAAAGGAGUGGUCUUUAGAGACAUCAUCUGCCAAAAAUUGGACAUCACCUCAGCCCAAGACCAGCCUUUCAUCCUCCCAUCGGUCUGGAGGGCCUGGAGCGACCUCUGCCAAAUCUGGUGAUAAAGCUUUCGAAGACUGGCUUAGUGAUGACGUCAACUCUUAUCAGAGUGGAGGGGGUUACAGCGGGAACCAGGAGAACCGAUACGUUGGCUUUGGCAACACGGUGUCUCCGGAGAAGAAGGAGGAGGACUUCCUCAACAAUGCCAUGUCCUCCAUUUAUUCAGGUUGGAGCAGCUUCACUGUCGGGGCCACCAAGUUUGCAUCUAUUGCAAAAGAUAACACGUCGAAACUGGCAAAUCAAGCCACUUUGAAGGCCACAGAGUUAGGCCAGACUAUAAAUGAGAAUGUUAUCAAACCUACCCAAGAAAAGGUGAAAGAUGGCAAAUUGCUAGAUGAAAUGACAGUCGGCAUCACUGGCUUGGCAAACAAGGUUCAGGGAGCUGGUGCCAAACUGACCAAUCUUUUCUCUGGAAAAGCCGAAGAUGGGGCCACUGGAGAUAGCUACCAGAACAUGGAUGCUGGCGAGGGAUACCAGGGCAGCUCCAGUGAGCCCGUGUCAAAGGACUUCUGGGAAACGUUCGGGAGCAACAACUCCUUAAAGGCCAAGAAAUCUCCAAGCAGCGACAGCUGGACCGUUGCAGACCAUUCUGCCAAGAAGAGCUCUGACAGUUGGGACAAUUGGGGCUCGGAUGCCGCCUCCAACAACAAACACAGCACGGAGGAGAGCUGGGAGGCCUGGGACAACAACUGGGAGAAUGCAGACGGUAAAGCCAAGAAGAGUCCCACAAAACCUGCGGAGGAAGCCUGGGGUGCCGCAGACUGGUAAUCAUCUCUCCAAGUUGACCUCCUCCCUUUUUUCCCUCUUGUCCUCUCUUUUGCUCUUCAUCCCACGGGCACAGGAACUCCAUUUCUGUCCAUCUAUUCUCACCUUCUAUGUUGAACGUAGGCCCCAAACAGGACAAUGCCCGGUCUUACAUUAACUGCAUGAUCGAAAAUCCCAUUCUUAAACAAAUCUAUGCUAUGGCAAAUUGCAAUUUUGUACAUUAUUGUAAAUCUUCAGCGGAACUACUACAACCCCGUCCUCAAAACUGGAGUUCAAGUCUAAUGUUCAUACUGUUUGAUAUUUGUCCUAUCGUUGUAGGAUCUCAUUCAUUUCAACAAGAAUGUUAUGCAUGAGAUACUUGUCUAUAAAUCAUUGUAAAUACAGUAUGAGAGACAUAUUCAACUCCAGCCGAUUGAGUGUCAUAAACAAGAUAUAAAUAUAUAUAUAUAGAAAACCUAAUAUAUAAAUAAACAGAUUGACUUAUACCAGGGGUGUCCAAACGUUUUGACUGGGUUUUUGCGUAUAUAAUAAAUAAUUGGCGACUUGUCCAGGGUGUUCACCGCCUUCUGCCCGAAUGCAGCUGAGAUAGGCUCCAGCAUCCCCAAAAGGGACAAACUGUAGAAAAUGGAUGGAUAUUAAAUGGUAACCGGGUUGUUCUUGUGUAGCGCUUUUCUACCUUUUUUUUAAGGAACUCAAAGCGCUUUGACACUAUUUCCACAUUCACACAGACAUUCACACAUUGAUGGCAAUAAUCAGGAGCAAAGGUGAAGUGUCUUGCUCAAGGACACAACAGACGUGACGAGGAUGGUAGAAGGUGGGGAUUGAACCAGUAACCCUCAGAUUGCUGGCACGGCCACUCUCCCAACUUCGCCACGCCGUCGCCCCUGAGAGCAUGUGAAAAGUUUGACCUUGACCUUGAUUACUUCCUUGAAGACCUUCUUCAAUUUUUGUAAUUAAUCCGAAGUAUCAAGCGGCUAUAGUGAAUAAGUGUAGAGAUAAUGUCUGUAUUUUUCCCAUCAUGCAUUGCAGGUGAUUUAAAUGUGUGUAAUUUUGAUUUUUUUUUUUUUUUUUUUUGGUGUUUGGACAUUUUUCAUAGUAUCCACAAAGUUCAGUGAGCAAGUUGUUUUAAGUGUUAGUAGCAUUUUUUUUUUUACACCAUGACUAGGGAAGGUUGUUUGGAUUGUGUCAUAAAAUUACAUGCAGUGACUUUCAAGUACGUUCAAGGUCAUUGAUAUAAUUUACUCGCAUUUUCCACAAGAUGGCAGCAAAUCUGUAGCAUUCAGAGAGUGCCUGGUACUUUAAAUUUGAAAGCACUCCUAUGCUUUAUUGAAUUUAUGAUGUCUCGCGGGCCAUAGUUUAGACACCCCUGGUUUAUACUUAUGUCUCAUAAGGGCAGAGAUUAUUUUUGCAAAAUAGACGAACAUCUGCGACAGAACGUUCCCUCCACCUGCCAACGUUAACAGUCAAAAUGUCUCCAUUAGCUCAUUUUAAAUCCAUAAUUGCAAGUUAUUUGUCAUUCAAGAAUACUGAAAUGUAACCUUUUUUCAAUCCUCUGUGCUGGCAUUAUUCCGUUGUGUUUAUUCUGAGAUUAUUUCAAAAUGGAAGCGCGAGUUUUUGUGAACAAAAAAAAAAAGAAUGUGUGCAAAGUGGAAAGUGUCACAAGGUCAUUCAAUUAUACAAUCAACAAUAUGUUUGCACAGACGGAUUAGUGUUUUAGUAACAACAAUGAAAUGUAGAAGACAACAAAACCAACUAAAAAGAUGCACACUGCAAAAAGUUAGUGUUCAAAAACAAGGAAAAAAAUACAAAAAAAUUAGGGGUAUUUUAAUUGAACUAAACAAAACUAUCUGCCAAUAGAACAAGAAAAUUUGGCUUGUCAAGACUUUCCAAAACAAGUAAAAUUAGCUAACCUCAAUGAACCCAAAAAUACGUUAAAAUAAGUAUAUCCUCACUGAUAACAAGUGCACUUUUCUUGGUAGAAAAAAGAAGACCUUUUUGCUCAAUAUGUUGAAAAAUAUUCUUAUAUUAAGUAAAUGCUAGUGACAUUAUCUUGACAUAAUUAUUUUUUUGUCAUGCUUGAAGUAAGAAAGUAUUUCUUUAAAAAAAUACUUUUACAGUUGUGAGUGUUGAUGACACAGCUUUGCAUCAAUUGAUGUUCUAGUUUCAAGCAUGGUUUAGUCAAUAUAGGUCCUCAAAUCUCAGCGACAAGCUGUAAUAUCUUACUGAGAUCAUUUAGGACACUUAAAACAAGUAAAACACUCGAACAUCAAAUCUGCUUAGUGAGAGGAAUUAUCUUAUCAGACAGAAAAUAAGCAAAAAUCCCCCCUAUUUGAGAUAUAUAAUCUUACUUAUAUUUCAGUUUUUGCAGUGCAACACCUGGCAAAAAACUUGCUUCCUGUUUCCCCCCCAACUAUUUUAUUGUUGGGUUUUAUCUGCGUAACGUAUUUAAUGAAACCGACUUUAUUCCAUUCCCUGGUUCUACCUCUUAAGAAGCCUUGAGUUUACUGUACAGAACGUCGCUGAUUUUAAAGUUUUAUCUCAUGUGGUCUUUGCAGGAAUGAAUCUCAAGCGACGAUUAUUUGUUUCUGAUCAGUACUAGAAAAAAAAAAAAAUGAAAAAUACAGUUCAAGAAGAGUUUUGCUGCUGAACCAGUGUUGUUCGUGUAUGCUCAUGUGUUCAAAGCCUUAAACCGCACGUCAAUACUAAUGUCAUCUGUGUGCGUACGUCAGAUUGUGUCGGUUCAUAUAUUGUCAUCUGGAAGCUUUAUUUCCUCGCAAAUCACAACAAUGUUUCCACUCACCUGUUUGGGUGGAUUUACUUGGAAAUGGACGCAUGAAUCCUCCAGCGUGUCGUUGAACAAGCAUCAAGGUGCCGGUGAGGUCAAGGUUCGGCCUCCAAUAUAAUCUUGAAUUUAACUGUAAACCGAAAAGCUCAUAUUCACCAUCAUGUUACUUUUUGAUGUUGUGCAUGAGAUGUUAAGUGAAAAAUGAAAAUCUGUUCAAUGAAUUCUCAGAUGUUGUUUCUCCAAGUGCAGUUUUUUGUCCGCUUGCCCUUUCCGAGUUUCACCAGCAGCUUUCCCACGAGGCGAGCCAGUGUUACAGUAGAGGCUGUGGAUGUUUGUGUGUUGAAUAAACAUGUCUUGUAAAUGCAA